This is a messenger RNA of Perca flavescens (yellow perch), 842 nucleotides long. Its product is annotated as butyrophilin-like protein 2. The transcript has 3 exons. The record is from RefSeq and is a predicted model, not a curated record. Gene Ontology annotation, cellular component: external side of plasma membrane. The coding region runs from base 56 to 646 and encodes 196 amino acids. Gene Ontology annotation, molecular function: signaling receptor binding. NCBI's taxonomy places the organism in Eukaryota, Metazoa, Chordata, Actinopteri, Perciformes, Percidae. Gene Ontology annotation, biological process: T cell receptor signaling pathway; regulation of cytokine production.
UAUCAUUCUGCACUGAUGCAAGUGCAGAUCAAAGGAGGGGAAUGAAGAAAGAUGCAUGGCUAUAUUAAUGUUCCUGUUGUUUUUUCUGUCUGAAGCAGCUUCUGAUGUGAUUGUGGUACCAGUGCACCCUGGAGAUGAUGUAAUCCUGCAAUGUCGGGCUGCUGAUCCCUCCAUCAGAGUUGUAGAGUGGAGCAAAGAUGACCCGAAGCCAGAGUGCAUCCUCUUUUACUGCGAUAAAGAAACAGAUACAACCAUCCACAAUCCCUCCUAUAAGGGCAGGGUGGACCUGUCUGUCAAUGAGCUGAAUGGCGGAGACGUGUCUUUAACUCUGAAGAAUGUGAGCAGCAUCGACAACGGAACAUACGAAUGUCGGGUUGCAUCAGCUGGUUUCAGUCGGAAAAAGAGAGCAAUCCUCGACUCUGAGCCAAUCACAAUCAUCAGUCUGCAGGUUACAGAGCCAGCAGUUUCAGGUUCCAAGUAUGGAAACUCCUCUCCUGUCGGCCGAUACGUUGGACUGGCUGCAGGUGUUCUGCUUCUUGUAGCUGUUGUUGCAGUGGUUGGUGUCCUGAUGUAUAAAAGACAUAAGGACAAGAGACCAGGACCACCUGCUGCUGCUGAUGAAGCAUCUACCAUUCAGUUCAUCUAACAUCUCCCAGAGCUCUUUACACCUGACUGUUUUCUCAUGUGUCGUAUAUUCAAGACUUCUCUUACUGUGGGUGUGAGGUCAUGUUUAAAUCUGCUGUUUGUUUUUUCUCAACCAAUCUCUUCCCUCUAUGAAAUCCACACACUUUUAAGUAAAAGUUCUGUUACUUUAAAGACGCUAAACAUAUCCCCCUCCGUGA